Blastocystis hominis is the source of this 1056-nucleotide messenger RNA. RefSeq lists its product as hypothetical. NCBI's taxonomy places the organism in Eukaryota, Bigyra, Opalinata, Blastocystidae. Gene Ontology annotation, molecular function: methyltransferase activity. The record is from RefSeq and is a predicted model, not a curated record. The transcript is spliced from 5 exons. Bases 1 to 1056 code for a protein of 351 amino acids.
AUGAAUCGUAGUGCAUUGGAUUUGACGAGGGAUACUGCUCAACAGAGGAAUGCUCCCCGACUCACGAAAAUGAAUAUGUACCAACACACUAUUCACUUUCGCAUUGGUAGUGUAUGUAUUUUUAAUGUCAUUUUGAUGUUUGUUGCUCGAUCUAUACAAUAUCCACAACGUAUCCGGUUCCUAUGGAAGCAGCAACAGGCUUUUCAUCGAUUUCUGUCUGCUUCCUGUGAAAAGCCUUGUUUCGUAUCUCCAGGGACACUACAUCUCGUGAGCACGCCCAUCGGUUGUUUGAGUGAUAUCAGCGAUCGCGUACUGAGUGUGCUAAAAGAAUCGGACGUUGUUCUGUGUGAAGAUACGCGAACUACAGCUUUUUUGUUAUCUCGUUUUGGAAUCCGGCGUGAAUUGAUAUCGUUGAACCAGGAGAAUGAGCAAGCUCGUCUUUCGUUCGUUCUCUCCCAACUGCAACAGGGCAAAUCUGUGGCAAUUGCCAGCGAUGCAGGAACUCCCUUGCUAUCGGAUCCUGGGUCUCUUGUAGUGAAGACGUGUGUGGAGGGCAAGUUCCGCGUGACGCCUAUUCCCGGAGCGAACGCAGCGAUUUGCGCUCUGAUUUGCAGUGGAUUUUACUCCACCCCUUUCAGUUUUUACGGGUUUAUCAGUCGUAGUGGGAAAGCUCGCUGUGAAGUACUUGAGGAGAUCUCUGGAAGCAGGUAUGCGUCCAUUCUGUACGAAUCUCCCCAUCGCAUUGUAUCGACAAUGAACGAGUUGAAAGGGUACUUGGAGGAGGAUCGUCGUGUGUGCAUUUGCAGAGAGCUAACGAAGGUUCACGAAUCGAUCGAGCACACGACGAUCGGCAAUGUAGAUGGAGAGAAGCUGGUUCUGAAGGGAGAAUACACUCUGGUUGUGGAAGGGAAGCGAGAAUACUCCAAUCGCCACCCAAAGAUCGCUUCGGUCGUAGACGAGAAAGCAAUGAAAUGCAUGGACGUGCUUCGAGCGGAAGGCGUUGUUCAAUGUAGGGAUGGUUCGCGAUUUGGAUCUAGCUGUCGGGAUCUGCGGUAA